CUUACCUUUACCGAGCUCGCCGAGAAGUGUAUCGUCCGGGACGAGGAAGGAGUUCAUUGUCGUAUAACUCCAUGGCCGCCGUGCAAGUACGUUCAAAAGUCCACCUUCGUCGUGGGAAAUUUGGUCCGCCAUUUUCGUACUGAACAUCCCAUGGAAGCGAGGAAAAUUGGAUUUUUCAAAGAAUCUUCUGAAUCGGAGCUGGACUUAACGCAUGAUCGCGCGUCAGAAUCGUUCAUUCUCGAGGAAAGCCAACCGGAAAUACCUUGCCCUGACACACCCUGCGACGACCCCGCACUGUACUGUAAACUGUGCUUCUCGGUUGACCUUCCGCUGGUUCCGAUCUGCAGCGGCCCAGACGCGGCGGAUAAUCCGCUGGUGGAGUCAAUCGAAGAGUGCAUCAACGUUCGCAUAACCGCCGAUGAUGACGGGUGGAUUUGUUCGGAGUGCAGCCAAAAGUUGGUAGAUUUCCAGCAGUUUCGUCAACUGUCCCGAAUUCAUUAUUCCGCAGUUCGUCGAAAGAAGCAACAGCUUGCGACGACUACGUUUAGCAAUCCGAUUGUGGUCCACUCUGCAAACGAAGCAGACUCGUUCUACGUAGAAAUAGUGAAACAGGAAAACGACAUUGAAACCCACACGGAACCUUCAGUCACUGAACAACCUGGGGCCGAACCAUGCGACGAUCAGAAACCGUUUAUCGAGCUGCCCAACGGUUCGUUCUCGUGUCGGAUGUGUCCGCAGACAUUCCCAUCGCUCGGUCCCACCAUGGAACACUUCAUCAGCGCCCACAGCGAGGCAAUGACGCACACGAACAGCGUGCUCGCCGUUGACUAUUCCGACAAGCCACCGUUCAAACCGGUCACGAUCAACAACGUUCAGUAUCUAAAGUGUGCCGACUGUGACACGCUGACCGAGCACGGGGAGGCCAUCAUCGAGCAUCGAAAGCGGUUCCACGCGGGGGUGAAGAUGUUGCCCACGAUCCGGUGCGACCGGGUCGAGUGUGAGCAGUUCUUUAUGGAUAAUCCGGCGUACCGGCGGCACUUGGAAAUUUGUCACGACGUGAUUGAUCCCGGCGAAGGGGAAUCGUAAAGUAUUUAUUUUAACGUGGCUAAUGUAAUAAAUGACCAAAUGUGCAAGUAAUUUUUUUUUAUAUCA
Molecule: messenger RNA, 1152 nt
Organism: Culex quinquefasciatus (southern house mosquito)
Lineage: Eukaryota; Metazoa; Arthropoda; Insecta; Diptera; Culicidae
Exons: 2
Coding region: 151-1086 (311 amino acids)
Cellular component (GO): nucleus
Molecular function (GO): zinc ion binding
Source: RefSeq, a predicted model, not a curated record